GUAAAACCCUAAUCCCAAAACCCCGGCCCGCACCCUCUCUGCCGCGCCCGCCUCAUCGCUCGCGCCCCCUCCUCCCCUUCGCCCUGCCUAGCUUCGUCGGUGAGAGCGUCAAGUGACGGCGGAUCUCCGCUCCGCUCCGCACGCCGGCAUCGCUUCCGCCUCUCCCAGACCUCCUCCGCCAGUGGUUCGCCGGCGGACCCCCCUCGUGCCAUCGCCCUCCGCCUAUCCCAGCACGGUAGCUUCUGUUUUAUGCUGAGAUGGAUUCCUAUGUCUCGGUGAAAGAGGAAGUGGAAGGUGGACGAGGCAAGGUUGUGGAGGAGAGCAAGGACGAAGCUGCUGUUCACGCUGAGAUGAAUUCCGAGGUCUCGGUGAAUGAGGAGGUAGAAGGUGGAGGAAGCAAGGGGAAGGUAGAGAGUAACAACGAGGCUGCUGUUGGUGCUGAGAUGAAUUCUGAUGUCUUGGUGAAAGCGGAAGUGGAAGGUGGAGAAAGCAAGGGGAAGGAGGAGAUCAACGACGAAGAGACGGAGAGUGGCACGGACGAGGAGGAAGAUGGGGAAUCAAGUGAGGCUUCUUCAAGCAGUGAGGAGGAAUCAAGUGAAGCCUCGUCGAGCAGUGAUGAGGAGCAGAUGGGCAAGCAACAUGGUGGUGUUGGUGGCAUGGAUGCCCUCAUUAAAGAGGGUGAAUUGAUGGUUGGGAUCGAUGAUGGCGACGACGAUGAUGAGGAAGCAUCUGAUACUCCUAUCAAGUUGAAACAUGCAGUAGAGGUCCUUCCUCUGGUGCCAAAGGUUGAAGUCCAUCUCGAACCACAUCAUAAGACACUACCAGUGGGAACAAUUUCAGCUAUCAUGGGGGAGAGAGUGAUUGUUGAAGGGUCAGUGGAACACAAUCCCCUGAAUGAGGGUUCUAUACUCUGGAUAACGGAAAGCAGGUCACCGCUUGGUAUUGUUGAGGAAUUGUUUGGACCGGUAAAAAACCCGUACUAUCUCGUGCGAUAUAACUCUGCUGAAGAAGUGCCUGCUGGGAUCAGUGCAGGAACUGCCAUCUCUUCCGUUAUGGAGUUUGCAGAUCAUAUAUUAAAUGUGAAGGAACUAUGCACCAAAAGCUAUGAUGAAUCAGGUGAUAAUGUUGAGGACCAAACAGAUGAUCCUGAAUUCUCUGAUGACGAGAAAGAGGCUGAGUACAAAAGGUCGUUACAGCUGGCAAAAAGGCAGACUAAGAAGCAACUCGAGUCUAAGAAACCUUCUGGUGAUAAGAAAAGGAAGCAGCGAAGGGAUGCUGGAUUCCGCAAGGACAUGCCACCUAGGAUCCGUGAUUUACCCACACCAAGUCAUCAACCACAUCGUCCUUUUCACCAUUCAGAUAUGGCUCCUGCUGCUGACAAUGCAGCAUGUUCAUUGGGUCCUCAAAACUUUCCUAUGAGUCCACCAACAAUGAGGCCAUCAGUCUCAGUGAAUCCUGCCAUACCAUCAUCCGUUCAAUUUCCAGGUCAGAAUGGUGGCUGCUUCACCAAUCUAUCACAGCAGUUCUUACCGCAACAGCCAAAUGUGGUUUGGCCUGGCGGGCUUCCACCUUCUCUGUACCAGAACAUGGGGGUCAAUGGAGCUGCUCUUGCAGCUAAUGUUAUGCAGAACAUACUCAGAGCAACCAACCAAUACCAGCAAUAUUGCAAUAAUCAGAAUUUUGGUGGCUUACUGAACAGAAUGCCUAUAUCCCCACAACAGUUUAUGCCACAGAGCGGAAUGGCUGUUAAUCGAAUGCCUUUUGGUGGAGGUGGACCACCAGUAAAUCCUCCGUUUGUUUCAUCAUCUGGAUUGCAAACAGCGCAUGGGAACUUGGACAAUCUCCCACACUUGGCCGGUAGUAACCAGGGACCAUCUCCUGGGUUCCCCAACCCGCAAGGACAUCGGCUCCUCCCAUCAUCCCAUGGGAAUGGAGGUCAGCCUCCUACACAACUCAAUUCUGGGCAGUUUAAUCAUGGGGACUCGUCACAAAGUUCACAACAAUGGGGACGCCGACAUUGAUAGUGGCUAGCAUCGCAAUUGUGCAGUUUUCUUCUUUGCAAGAUGAAGUAUACUUCAGACUUCAAAGGUUCAGGAUAAAUGAUGAGUUAGAUGUCUGUUGGUUUUACAUUUACGGUUCCUACCCAAAAGCGUUGUGAACCGUGGUGUACUUUUCUUGUGCUGCAAUACGACAUCGAAUUAAAAUGAGCUUGUUAUACAGAUGAUUUUUCUCACUUUUCAGUUUAGUUCGGUAAAGACGUAUGAUAGCUCUCAUAUGUGUGUAAAAUUCGGGGGGGAAUACUUGUUUUUCCAUAUUGAUCGUUCCUCUCCAGCGUC
Molecule: messenger RNA, 2336 nt
Organism: Brachypodium distachyon (stiff brome)
Lineage: Eukaryota; Viridiplantae; Streptophyta; Magnoliopsida; Poales; Poaceae
Product: H/ACA ribonucleoprotein complex non-core subunit NAF1
Exons: 4
Coding region: 258-2021 (587 amino acids)
Biological process (GO): ribosome biogenesis; pseudouridine synthesis; box H/ACA snoRNP assembly
Cellular component (GO): sno(s)RNA-containing ribonucleoprotein complex
Molecular function (GO): RNA binding
Source: RefSeq, a predicted model, not a curated record